Molecule: messenger RNA, 1515 nt
Organism: Camellia sinensis
Lineage: Eukaryota; Viridiplantae; Streptophyta; Magnoliopsida; Ericales; Theaceae
Source: RefSeq, a predicted model, not a curated record
AUGAAUGAGAAUGAGAAUGAAGAUUUGGGGAACGUAGAAUCUAAUGAAAGUGAAGAUGUGAAUGUUGAAUGUGGACCUCUAAACAUUUAUGACCCUAGUAAUUGGGACAAGAUUGAUCAAAAUUUAAGGGAUUUACUAGUUGAAAGAGGUCCCAUAAGAGGUAAUGGUGUGAAUUUUCCCCUAGAUGACAAAGAUAGGCAUUUUUCUUCUACAUUUUACAUGCGACAGUUACAAAAUGGAGAGAAGCAGGAUAGAAAGUGGCUAGUAUAUUCAGAUGCUUCAGACAAAGUGUUUUGCUUUUGUUGCAAGUUGUUUAAGCAAGAUGGGAACAAUGUUCAUUUGGCUACUGAUGGAUUGAAAGAUUGGAAGAAUAUGGGCAACAGGCUUAGAAGUCAUGAAACUAGUAAUGAGCACUUUAUUUGCAUGAGCAAAUGGGUUGAGUUGGAAAGUAGAUUGAAGAAGAAUGAAACAAUUGAUAGAAGUGUUCAAGAACAAAUCAACAAAGAGAGGGAACACUGGAGACAAGUGUUACUAAGGAUAAUUUCUAUUGUGAUCACUAUUGCUAAAAAUAAUUUAGCUUUUCGUGGAGACAAUGAGAAGAUUUAUCAAGAAAGAAAUGGAAUCUUUUUAAGCUUAAUUGAAAUGCUUGCUAAAUUUGAUCCAGUAAUGCAAGAGCACAUUCAACAUGUUAGUCAUGAAGAACCAAUGUCUCUUGUGAUAAGAUGUGUAAAUAUUUCAACUAGUCCGGUAAAGGUAGAAGAAUUCUUUUUAGAAUUUUUGAAAGUGGAUGAUACAUCGGGGUUGGGACUUUUUAAUGUACUUAGAGAGGCAUUGCACACAUUCCAGCUUGAUAUUGGUGAUAGAAGAGGACAAGGAUAUGAUAAUGGCUCUAAUAUGAAAGGAAGACACAAAGGUGUACAAAAAAGAAUACUUGAAAUAAAUCCAAGAGCAUUCUACACGCCAUGUGGGUGUCAUAGUCUUAAUCUUGCCCUUUGUGAUAUGGCUACCUCUUGUUUCAAAGCUAUCUAUUUCUUUAGAGUGAUACAACGCAUAUAUGUGUUGUUUUCAUCUUCUACAAAAAGGUGGAAAAUUUUCAAAGACAAUGUGGAAGGUCUCACACUUAAGCCAUUAUCACAAACUCGUUGGGAAAGUCGCAUUGAAAGUGUUGCAAUUGAAAUGGAGAUUGAGCCUACAUUUCGUGAAAGGCGUGUCAUUCGUAGAAAGAAACAUUUUGAUGAGAAUGUUAGUGAAGAGGUUGCACAAUCAGCUGAAGAAUCCUUUAGAAAGUUAAAUUCUACCAAUGAUGAGUGCUUGAAGACUUAUUGUGCUAAUCUUGAAGACUUUUUGAAACAUGAUGGGCUUAUGGAUGUUGAUGAGAGAGAUUUAUUUUCUAAGUUGAAAGUCUUCAAAGAAAUUUUGCCAAAAGAAAUCAAUAGGCCAAUUGAGAUGAUGAAUUAUUUGAAAUUGAUGGAUGAUUGUUUUCCAAAUGCCUGGAUUGCGUAUAGAUAUUAUUGA